AUUGACCGUUGGCCACACAUUAGCAAGAUGCUGUCGCUGUCGCUACUUGCUGCUAGAGCGCGGCUGCUACGCACUCCCACCGCUACUCAUUGUGUCUCCAUUGCAGCUCGCUCUGUCAGCAACAAUACCACUGCUAUUUCCACUCAAUUCAACCACCUCCUGGUGCCAAAAUCCCGUGCAUUUUCGACCAUCAACAGUCCAAAAGACGAAGAUGAAGAAGUCACGGAAGAACUCAGCGUAGAUGAAGACGACGACGAAAAGAACCAACCAAUCAACGGUGAAAUGAGUCCACUUGAACGCCUUAUGCAGCACUCGCAACAGUUCCAACUGGAGAUGGAGCAGGACGACGAUAAUGACAAUGAACAAGGCGAUAACGCUGCACAGGGACACGACGAUGAAGGUGACGACCCGUUCACCAGUGAGUGGAAUUUGCUAAACGACAAGCAGAAGAACAAAAGCAGCAGCCGCAGCUCUGGUGUCUUCAAGCGCAACACGUUCCGUCGUCGUGGAAACUCGGACCGUCACUGGAAACUCGGACGACGAGCCGAGGGGCAUCUCAUCAGCAAGGACAUGGACGAAAUCGAUUACGACGCGGAGCUGGAGAACGUCUGGGAUGAGGAGCAACUUAAGCAGCGCAAGUUCCACCAGGCACUACGUCGCGAACAGGAUAAGGACCACGUGUGCACCAACUGCGGGGAACGUGGCCACCGUGCGAGGAACUGUCUGAUCCCUCGCAUCUGCUCCAACUGCGGCAACUUGGGCCACACGGCGCGUCAGUGCAGAUACCGGAGGAAUCCAGACUCAGUCGAUGAGUUCUUGUUGGAGGAAGAAGAGUUCCAACAGAAGAGGAAGAAGAGUCAGAAGCUUCGUAAGAAAGCAGCCAAGGCAGCAAGAAACCCGAGCAUGCCGCGUCUUAAGGAGUUGCCCACCAGUGAUUUGAACAAGCGCAAUGAGAGUCUGCGUAAAGAACUGGACGCCGAACUCGACGCGUAUGCUGACAUGUUAGAAGAAAAAGAUCGCAAACGUAAAGAGGACUCGGAGCAGUAGAGAGGAAAAAGGUAUCCGUUAGACGCACAGCUAACUCAAUAGCGUAAUUGCUCUCUCCUAGUCGAGCAUGUCCUUGCA
Phytophthora nicotianae INRA-310 is the source of this 1125-nucleotide messenger RNA. RefSeq lists its product as hypothetical. The transcript has a single exon. Lineage: Eukaryota; Oomycota; Peronosporomycetes; Peronosporales; Peronosporaceae. Gene Ontology annotation, molecular function: zinc ion binding; nucleic acid binding. The record is from RefSeq and is a predicted model, not a curated record. The coding region runs from base 28 to 1047 and encodes 339 amino acids.